AGGAGGAUGGCUGUGAUCAGACCUCUCCAGCUAGUAGUCUUGUGGACAUCAGUGUUCUUUUCUAUGGCCUUUAACAUAGAUAUUGUAGGACAUAAGAUUUACAAUGGAUCGGGAUCCCAUGAAGACUUCUUUGGAUACAAGGUAUUGCAGUACCAGUCUGGAAGAGAGAAAGGGACUGUUGUCAGUGCACCACUUCAAAACAAUGGAACUGGUGGGGUCUUCCUGUGUAAUGACACAAGUCCACACUGCCAUCCCAUUCCACUACCGAGGGCAGCAGAGGCCGAUUCUGAAGAUUUUAUCAAGGCAGUUGGAAUGUCGGUCGCUGUCAGAACAAAACCAACUGUCCAGUUUACUGCCUGCAGUCCUUCAUGGAGUCAUGAGUGUGAUGGGACCCCCUAUCUCAACAGCAUCUGUUAUCAGUGGAGCAGCAGAGGCCAGGUCUCUAACAUCACCUCAGCUUUUAAAGAGUGCACAAAGCAAAUAGUGGAUCUAGUAUUCCUCUUUGAUGGAUCCCUGAGCAUGAAGACAGAGGACUUCAGAAAAACUAAAGAGUUAAUCAAAACCAUCAUGAAUAAGAUGCAGAACACAUCAAUUCAAUUUGCAGCAGUUCAGUUCUCUUCACAAUUCAAGACAGUUUUCACAUUUAAAGACUUCCAGGACAAGAAAGCCCUGAAAAAGCUGGACGAUGAACCACAAAUGAAAGCGCUGACAUACACACACCAGGCCUUGCGCUUCACUCUGUUGAAUCUAUUUGACAAACAAGAGAGUGGUAGACACCCAGAUGCAAUAAAGGCAGUGGUCAUCAUCACUGAUGGCAAACCUUUAGACACUAACAAAAUGGGAGGAUACAUUUUAGAAAUCUAUGAAGCCAGACACAUCAUCCGAUUUGUCAUUGCGGUUGGAAAAGUGGACAUGAAAAAACUCGAAAAAUUGGCAUCAGAGCCCAAAUCCAAUAAUUCCUUCUACAUUCAGGAUUAUGCUGGGCUGAAUGGUCUUCUGACAAAAAAGAUCUUCAACAUAGAAGGCUCUAAACAGGACCUGGCUCAGACAUGGGAAAAAGAACUUUCACAGAGUGGAACGAGUGCUGAGUUUACUGAGGACACAUUGAUUCUAGGAUCAGUAGGAUCCAAUAACUGGAAAGGAUCUCUUUAUCAGAUUAAGGAUAAGGAUUCAUCUGAGAUAGAAAUUCAAGACCCAGACAUGAAGACUGACUCUUAUAUGGGCUACUCUGUUUCUGUUGGAAAGAAGAAUGGCGUUCCUUUGUACUUUACGGGUGCUCCCAGAUACAAACACAGGGGACAGGUCAUUGUCUUCAGCAACAUUGGAGGUCAAUGGAACGUCACAAAAAGAGUUGACAGUGAGCAGCUUGGAUCUUAUUUUGGGGCGGAGCUGUGUGCUGUUGACAUUGACUCUGAUGGCACCACUGACUUCCUGAUGGUCGGGGCUCCCCUCUAUUAUGAGCCUCAGAGAGAGGGCCGCAUGUAUGUGUAUGCCCUUACGGAAGAGAUUGAUGGGAAAUCUGACGUGAAUGGCCUGACGGAAAUUGCAGUGGGUGCUCGUGGACAGGUGGUUCUGCUAAAGUCCAAGCCCAUCUUUAGUGUGUCGCCGCACCUCUCAUUCAGCCCCUCAGAGAUCAGCAUCCAGCAGUUUGACUGCGCCGAGCACAAGGAGGAUUUCCCUGUGUUCUACGUGACCAUCUGCUUCAAGAUGAGCGAGCAAACCAGAAGCACAAACGAUGCACUGAGCAAAGGGAUUCAGUUGGACUAUGACCUGGUUGUUGAUUCCCAAAGACAAAACAGCCGAGGUUUCCUUGCUGUAAAAAAUGACACUGUGAGAAGUGUUCAGUCAAGGCUUCAUCUAAAUAAGAAUAAAACUUGCCAAAAUCACACCAUCUAUAUGCCAACCUGUGUAAUGGACACACUGUCUCCUGUCGUGCUCAACGUGAACUUCUCCCAAGCUGAGAGCCAGCAGUCUUUUGGGAUUUUAAAUGUUGACAGCAAGAAAUUGGCCAUGGUGGAGGUGCCCUUUGAAAAAUCAUGUGGACACAAUGACACAUGUGUGGCAAAGCUAAAAAUGGACUUCAACUUCACCUCCCCACUGGUGUUGUUUACUGAUCAGGAGUAUUUACAUGUGAGAGUGGAACUGGCAAAUGAGGGUGAUGAUUCUUAUAACACCAGCCUCCUUUUCAAGUAUCCAGAAGGCCUGUCUCACUCAAAGUUAACACCUAUCAAGCAAAACAAGAGAGCUGAAACUCUCUGUGCAGGAGACCCAGAGAAAACUGACCUCACCAUCUGCAGUGUGAGUCUUCCUGUCUUCCGCAGUGAAAGUUGGGCCAUAUUCAAUGGGUCAUUUUACAUCACCCCCAAUGUAGAUUGGAAUGAUUCAUUUGCAAUGACCAUCAUUGCACACAGUGACAAUGGGAAGGACUAUCCUGUAACAAAGACCAUUCCUGUACUUUUCGGUGUUGGCCUGAAAGUGAAGUUCUUAGACAUCCCUGGGGCCUCAACAAUAUACCUUGAUUACUCAUUAGAGGACAAAGGACCCAAAACACUUACACAUAUGUAUCAGGUAGCCAACAUGGGAAGGGUGCCUCUGCCGGUCACAGUAAAUUUGACCUUUCCAACAAAACCUGAGAACCACUUUGAAAUCCAUAAUUACAGUAUUUCACACGACAAGGGUAAUGAAACAAUCCAGUGUGAUGACCCUGAGGAUACAAGUACUCCGAACUGUACAGAGUGCAAGAUGGUGAGGUGUUUCAUUCGCACAUUAAAGAUCUCUGAGAGUGUCCUGUUCUGGCUGACUGCGGAUGCGGUCUUCAACCUCAGUCCAAAUAAAUAUACAUUCUCUGAAAUGAGAUAUAAGGUGGAAUACAAAAGUUCUGCGCAGAUCAGCUAUGAUGAAACACGUUACGUGCAGACUGGAAAUGACCAAACUGUUACUGGAGCAGUUCCAGACUUCCACAGGAAUCAGGGCGUAACCAAAGCUGAGUUCAUUGUCCCAAUCCACCAAACUUUGAUCAUAGGUUUAGCAAGUAGCGGAGGACUGUUACUGCUCAUCAUUAUUACUGGGGCUCUAUACAAGUGUGGAUUUUUCAAUAAAUCUGGACAAUAUAUACUUCAGCAAGGAGCUGACUCAAGAGAACCGGAGCUCACAGCAGUGUCCCAACUCAGAGGAACCAUACUGAGUGUGUGUCACUCACAGUUUGAGCCUCCUGCCUCUUGAGAAUUUGAGUUGAAAAAAGUACAGCCUGUUUUUUUACCACAACUUCAAAUAAAAAUGGCCCUUUAUGACUGUAUCUAAAUAUGAAA
This is a messenger RNA of Alosa sapidissima (American shad), 3308 nucleotides long. RefSeq names its product integrin alpha-X-like. The record is from RefSeq and is a predicted model, not a curated record. Gene Ontology annotation, cellular component: external side of plasma membrane; integrin complex. Gene Ontology annotation, molecular function: integrin binding. NCBI's taxonomy places the organism in Eukaryota, Metazoa, Chordata, Actinopteri, Clupeiformes, Clupeidae. Gene Ontology annotation, biological process: cell adhesion mediated by integrin; cell-cell adhesion; integrin-mediated signaling pathway.